AUGUCUUUCGCGCUGGGAAUGUGCGAAACUCCAGGAUGUAAGUCGGUGGCUAGUCUUCAGUGUCCAACUUGCCUGAAAAUUGGCAUCCAGGGAUCAUACUUUUGUAGUCAGGAUUGCUUCAAAGGAAGUUGGAAAAUUCAUAAAGUCAUUCAUGAAAUUGCCAAAGGUGAUACUAAAAAAUCAUCAUCCGAUGAGUACAAUCCAUGGCCAUCAUACCAUUUCACGGGUAAAUUGCGUCCGUACCCGACACAUCCAAAGCGACAAGUGCCAGAAACUCCCAAAAUAACGCGACCAGAUUAUGCGGACCACCCAAAGGGUAUUCCGAUAAGUGAGCAAGCAGUCAGGGGAUCUUCUCAAAUAAAAAUCCUAGAUGAUGAGGAGAUCGAGGGGAUGCGAGUCGCCUGCAAACUGGGCCGUGAGGUCCUCGACGAAGCUGCCAAAGUUUGCGAUGUCGGAGUUACAACCGCGGAAAUAGACCGGGUUGUCUAUGAAGCUUGUAUCGAGAGAGACUGCUACCCUUCACCGCUCAACUAUCAUCAAUUUCCAGCUAGUUGUUGUACAUCUGUUAACGAGGUGAUUUGUCAUGGAAUUCCCGACACUAGGCCGCUACAGGAUGGCGACAUUUGUAAUGUCGAUGUCACGGUGUAUCACAACGGCUUUCACGGAGAUCUCAACGAGACCUUUUUAGUCGGCAAUGUUAAGCCCGAAAUUAAAAAACUGGUUGAAGUAACUUACGAGUGCUUAGCAAAAGCUAUUGAGAUUGUUAAGCCGGGAGAAAAAUACAAAGAAAUUGGUAACAUUAUCCAAAAGCACGCACAGGCUCAUGGUUUCAGUGUCGUGCGUAGUUAUUGUGGUCAUGGAAUACAUCGAUUGUUCCAUACUGCUCCCAGUGUUCCUCAUUAUGCUAAAAAUAAAGCAGUGGGUGUCAUGAAAGCGGGUCAUUGUUUCACGAUCGAGCCGAUGAUAUCCCAGGGCACUUGGCGUGAUGAAAUGUGGCCGGACCAUUGGACCGCCGUGACGGCCGAUGGACAGUGGUCAGCCCAAUUUGAGCAGACUCUUCUUGUCACCGAGUCUGGCUGUGACAUUUUAACGAAGCGUCGCACAACCGAUGGCCGUCCGUGGUUCAUGGAUCAAUUGAAAAAAUAG
This is a messenger RNA of Cotesia congregata, 1146 nucleotides long. NCBI's taxonomy places the organism in Eukaryota, Metazoa, Arthropoda, Insecta, Hymenoptera, Braconidae. The record is from the annotation of a GenBank genome assembly.